Molecule: messenger RNA, 9191 nt
Organism: Cinara cedri
Lineage: Eukaryota; Metazoa; Arthropoda; Insecta; Hemiptera; Aphididae
Source: the annotation of a GenBank genome assembly
AAAUAUUCACCUUUUAGAUAACGAUUGGCGGCUAUUUUGUUGGCAAUAUUAUUUCAUACAUAUAGACUGUAGCCAUAGACCUAACAAUAUAUGUUUAUAAGUCUAUGACUAUAGCAGUCGAUUAUCUAAUUGUUUUUAUAUAUCUAAAUAUUUCUAUAUAUAUAUGGGAUCAUCAAAAAAAAUUUUCCUACUAUAAAUGGUUCGUGAUAUCCAUUCUUAUAUUAUCUAAGGUUGAACAAGUUAACAGCGGUUACUAACAAUGAGAUAUCUUAAUCGUGGUAAAUUUACGAAAUUCAAAAUGAUCCAUCUAACACUUAAACUAUCGACAUCAAUGAUUGUACAAUAAAUUACGUAUAUUGUUAAAAUAUUGUCUUACUAACACUUGAGUAUAAAUAUCUAUUACAAAAUAAUAUUAUUUUCCUACUCUUAAUAAUCUAACGUGUUUCACUGGAAUCGUUACUUUUACUAUAAGUGCAAUGCUAUCUUCGGACAAAGAAGACUUCCAUGAGGCAUUUAAAAUCCUAAAACCAGUAUGUGACGCUUUCAUAACAGAUCCCAACAACGCAAACACUGCUCUUUUUAAGAAUGCAUUAAAUGUGGCUCCAAAGUAUGGUGUGGAACAACUUCACCAAUAUGUAUUAAUGCCAAUAGAAAUCCAUUUUAAACUCAGCACGUCGUGAGUACAAUCAUUAAUUUUGAAUUGUAUUAAUUUAUUCUUUAUACAAUUAAAAAAAAAAAUUAUUGUUUAGAACAAACUGUACGUUAAAUGUCUUGGAUGUACUACAAACUCUAUUGAAGAAAAUAUCAAUCAAAAUAUGGGCGACGUUUUUGCGAUUGUACACAUUGUUAAUGAACAAAAUAUCUGAUAAAAAUAAUCCCAGUAAAGGUAACUUUCACCUUUUAUAUUUGUUAUUUAUAUAUCUGUAGUUUUUUAAAUAACAUAUUUAUUUUAAAGUCAUGAGUAUAUCCGAAGACAUCAAACUGUCAAUUAUAAUCACUAUGAACUUGUUGAUUAAAAAAUCUGAUAUUAUUGUAUUGAAUGAAAUGUACAGUGAUGCUGAUCCUACAAAUGUUGGAUACUUGGUAUAUAUUUGUACCAGGAUUGUAAGAGAAGAAAAAAUGAAUAUCCUGAGGUUUGUUUCAUUAAGUUUUAAAUUUCAAUAAUUAUUUUAGUUUUCGACUACCUAUGAAUUAUAAUGAGGAUGAUGACUUUAAGCUUGGUCAAUUUUUAGUUAUUUUUAAAUUAGAUGAGUCUAUAUUUAUGUUUAAAAAUUUGUUUGCAACGAGCUCGAAUACAGUAUUACUAAAAAUGAGUAGGACAAUAAUUUUUUUAAAAACUUACAAAUUAUUUUUAAGAUGUUUUUGAUGUUUUCACAAUCCACUUGAUCUUCUUAUAUUUCAUAAUAAUACAUUAAUGAACUUAAAGUUACUAUUUUUUUUUUUUUAAAUAAUAUAAUAUUUAUAAAAACAAAGAUUUUAAGAUUUUGGUAUAAAAAUACAAUUUGAUUUUGUAAUCUCUUCUGGCUGUUUUAAAUAAUUUAUUGUAUCUGUAUUAUUUUAAGUAUUGUAUUUAUACAUUUUUUGUUUGAUAUUACAGGGUAGAAGCUAUAAAAUGUAUUGAAAUUGUAUCAUCAAUUUGGAAUAAAAAUGUUGAUUUUAAUAUUCGCAUUCAAAUUACCAAAAGUUUAACUAAAUUUGUACCUGGUAUUUUAUCUAUUUGUACCUUUGUAGUUGAUGCUACGGACAUCCAACACCAUUCUAUAACAGUGGUAAGAAUGUUAAAAAGAUAAAUUUUCUAUUUUAGAUUUUCAAAAUUUUGAAAAAUAUUUUUUUAAGGCUGCUCUGAGUUUGUGGAGUACCAUUUUCUCACUGUUAGUCUGUGAUGAUAAUGUUAUAGAAGAAUGUAAUCCAUAUUUAGGUGAAUCAAUUCUUAAGAAUGAAAAUAAUACCAAAAAACAAUUGAAUGAUUGGAUUCAAGAAAACAGUGAUAAAUUUAAUAUAGUCACUUCAUAUAUGAUUAAAACAAGAGAACACAAACACUGGAGGGUUAGACUCCAGUUGGUCAGUUCUUGUGAUGUUUUACUAAAUAAAUGUAUUAGGUAAGAAAUUAUAAUUAUUGUAUUGUUUUUCAUAUUGUUUUGAUAACAUAAUAUAAUACCCCUAAAUAUAAGGGGUAUAAUAUAAUAACUAUACAUAGUAUCAUAUACAUAUAUAUAUACAGUUAUAGCUAUAUUAGUAUUAACUUUAAAUCAUAUAGUUUUGAAUAAAUUAAAGUUAUUCAAUUAAUAAAGUUUAUUAAAAUAUAUAGGUAUAAUAAAAUGCCUGUAACAUAAAUUUUGAAUCACUCUGUGUGAAUUAAAAAAAAAAAUCCCACAGAGCAAUAUAGUGUAAAAGUUACUAUUAUUAAUAUAUGACCGAUUUGUAGUAUGAGAAAAAUAAUAAAUACAACAUAACAAAAUAAAAUAUUACAUUGUGAUAGAAUUUUAAUGUGAACGAACGCAUACAUUAUAAUUUUUUCCAUUUCUCUUACUCGUCUUAAUCAAAAUUUAAGUAUAAAUGCCGAAGUUUAGAUUCUUUAUCAAAAUUCAAAUCAAAGUCCAGGCAAUUGCAAACCUGAAGCAUACAAAUUUUAGGUUUAUUAAAACUAUAAGAUUGUGAAUGGUAUGGAUCAUAAAAGGUUUUCUUAGAUCUGCUGUAAAAGGUUGGAACUAACCAACCUAUUUCUUAUAGGAUUUCAGAAUAUAAAUAAUAUCACAAUUUUAAAUUUCAAAAAUAAAUGAUGUAUUGUUAUACUUAUAUCUGGAGUUUGUAUUCCUAGUUUUAAAACAAGUUACCUAUAGGUUAGUUGUUUAUUGUUAAACAAUUGUGUCUAUAGUAGGUAAACAUAGUAGAGUAUUACAGUAAAUUAAUUAAUUUAAAUUUUUAUUAUUAUAAUUAUUCAAAAAGGAACCUUUAAUUUGGUUUACAAAAUCAGAAAACCCAUAAACCCAAAAAAAAGUUAAAAACCACUGUUAUAGGCCAUUAAGCCUAAACUCAUAAGAUAGGUAUUACAAAUUAAUACAUCAGUGCCUCAAGCAAAAUUUCAAUUUUGCAACACUAAAAAAAAAUGUUUGUGAUUAGUAAAAAACGAAUUUGUUCCGAAAAUAUCAUUAUUAUUAUUUAAUUUUAAUAAUUUAUCAUUGUUUUAUUUGCUCUUUUAGAUCAAUGAAAUCUUCAAUUAUAAAUGUAAUUGAGACAAUAGUAAUUUUGUCUGACGAUGAACAAUUUGAAGUAAACAAAAUAGCUAAUGAAUCAGUAAAUAAAUUGCAUAAAAUAUUUGAUGGUCAAAAUAAAAAAUCUCUAAUAGAAUUAUUAAAAGAGAGUUUUUACACUUUACUAUCUAGAAUUCCACGAUUCAUUAGAACAUCAAGUAAGAUGCUAGAUAUAAUAUCAAAGUGUUCAUUUAUUAACCAAUUAUUAUUAUUGUUAAUAUAUAGGCUAUAUUCAGCAAAAAGUUGAAUUAUCCUUAUUAUCUGGAUAUAUAAAACUGUUUGGAAAGGAUCAUUUUGUAAGAAUAAUCCACUCUAGUGCUCAUUUAGAUCGUUUAAUAACAGUUCUAAUUCAAAUAUUAGAACUAGAGUAUAAAACCAUUACCUUAUUAGAAGAAUCGUCAAUUAGAGGUAAUAAUGUAAUUAGUUUUUAAUUUUACAUUUUUGUAGAAGAAAAAAUAUUAACAAUUUUUAAUGUAGUUUAAACAAACUAAUGUACAUAUUGUAGUUUUUGAAUAAAUUAAUAGAACACAAAUAUCCACAUUAUUAUGUAUGAUAUCCUAAUGACAUUUUUUAUUAUUAGUAAUCAAUAAUUAAAUAUAUUUAUUUAUUAAGGAUUUUCUAAUGUUAAUGAUAUUUUAUAUAAAUUUGAUUGUUUAUAUAUAUUUUAUAAUCAAUAUAUCCCUUUUAUUAUUUAUUUCAAAUUAUUUUCAACUUAAUAAAUAAAUUAAUGUUUUGCUUUUUCUUUUUAACAGCUUAAUAAUCCAUUAAGGAAUGGUGCUGCCACUAGAAAACCUCUCCAUCUUUCUUUAUCCUUAGUUCAGUUUAUUAUUACACUUUCAUGUAUCAGUUUCAUAUUCUUUUCUACAGUGCCUUUUCAUGUGAUUCUUAAUCUAUAGAGUAAUCAUUUCUUGUUUAUUUUUUCUGUCAGAACAUUCUUUAAUACAUUCCCACCAUAUCUCCAUACAUGUUCCAACCAUUAACAUAUUAUAUAUGUGAGUAUAUUGGGUUUCCCAUAUAAACUGUAUUAAUUAUUUAUUAAUAUACAGCUCUCAAUAAUAUUUUUUUUUCAUUUAUACCUAAGUAAUUGUUUUACAUCAGUUCAUAUAUAUUUCUUAAGAUUUUCUUUUAUCUUACAGUUUAUUAUAUAUAUUAUAUAUUCACAGUUUUAUUGAGAAUAAUGUUCUCGCAUCUCUUACGAUUGAAUGAUAAAAAAUAAAUAGGUUGAAAAUUAACAUUAUUUUCAUAUUUUUUCACCAAAGUCAGGAAGCAAUGUUGUAAUUGAUACACGUAUUUCAUUGUACACAUUGGAUUUGAACCAAUGUUUGAAUUAUGGUUACUGCUGAAAUCAUUGCUACAUGCAUUGAUAUGGUGUGAAUAUUUUUUGAUUAUUUCAGGAUUCUCAUCUUUUAUGUGGGCCUUAAUUCCAAAAUACAAUAUUUGUUCUAUACAAUAAAACAAUAUUUAUUUCUUGCCUCUCGUGUUAAGUGUUUGCACCUUCAUUGUUCGAGAACUGUUUUAAUAUUUAUUAAAAAUAUUAUUAGAAAAAGUACCUUAAUAAAAAAUAGAAAUUUACGUUUAUGAAGCUUAUUUAUUUUAUUUUAUCAUAUUAGAAUAUUUAUUUAUUUAUACAUUAACUUGAUGUGUUAUUUUUCUAUUAGAUAUAAAUUCUAUACCACAAUUUACUAUGGAAAUGUCAUUAAAUGUACCUUGGAAACAAUUAUUACAUUUUAAUGAUAAUUCAGCAUUAAUCAAAAUUGAAAAUAUUUGCAAAUUAAUUGGACUGUAUGGAGGUUCCGAUGCCAUUGGUCGUUAUUUAAUGGAUUUAUUUGAUUCAAAAAUAAUGUAUCGAAGAGAAAUCACACUUUUAUUGAAUAUAAUGCUGUCAGAAAGUAAAACACUUCUUGUAUAAUAUAACCAUUUUUAAAUAGAGUAGAGUCAUCUAUAGCCAGUAUCCCUACUAUUAUGACCUAUGGACACUCAUUUGUAUUUUAUUCAUAAUAGUUUAAUAUUGUAAUUUGUUAUUUAUCUACAUUAAUUUAUUUACUGUAUCAAUUAUUACAAAAAUAUAGAUAAUAUAGGGUGGUCAUAAAAUAGGGAAAUGUAAAUUUAAAAUAUAAAAUAUUUUUUUAAAUAAUUCACUCCAUAAUGUUCUUAAGACUGAAAUUAAAACUAUGGGUUGAUAAACUUAUAGUGUAUUUAUUGUUUAAUUUUUAAUAUUUUAGCAAUCAUAGAUAAAAUAAAUUAAAUAUUAAUAGAAAAAAGUUUUUAAGGUGGCCAUAGGUGGCGACUCUACCCUACACCUAAUUAUUAUGGUUACAAUUUAUUUUUGUUUUAGAUGAUGGAGAAUGCCAUUAUAGUGUAGUUAAAGAUGUGAUAGAUUUGUACUUGGAACAUAAUAUUUGGUACUUACCUACCAACGUGUGUAAAAGUUCUAAUAUAAGUAUAGCUGAAGCACAAAAAAAUGUAUUACAAAUUUGUCUUAUGACAGAAGGACUUGCCCAAUUGGUCUCGUCACUCCAUGUAACUAAACAAGAUUUAUGUUUAAUGCAGUGUUUAUAUCCAAUAUUGGAGCGCGUUGGUUCUGAAAUUGGUCCCAUAUCAUUAGCCGGUAAUACUAGAAAAUAAUACAAAUUAAAUUUAACAUUAAUAUAAAGUGUAUAUAUUCUAGGUCAAGGAGCUAUAGCAUUACUCGUUCAAACUGGUAGAUACAAUAAUCCAAUUGAUCUUGUUACAAAAAAUUCUGAUUAUUUAUCACAUCACUUUACAACUAAACUUUGGUCAUUAAGUGAAUAUCCAGAAGUGUUGAAUGCUUUAAAAGUGAUGAUGAAUGUAAAUAAUAGUGAUGAUUUAUUACAAUCUUUCCACACUAUAGUUACUGAUGUAAGUUAAACCGUUUUACUAUAUUACUUAUAUACUGUACAUUUAAUAACUUAUAGGUUCUUGUCCAAAGUUGUGAUGUCCACCGUACGGAUGAUUUGCAUUCGUUCAUGAAAGUAUUUCAUGUAUUUGUUACGUGUGUAAGAAAAUGGCAACAUAAAAUAUGUUUAUCAACAACUGAAAGUAUUAAAAAUGAAAAACCUGCAAAUAACUGUGUAUUGGAAAGUAUUUUGGAAUAUCACAGAUUCAUGACCACAGAUUUUAAAGAUGAGACUUGGGAAAGUGUAAAUGAUAGCAGUAUACCAAUGUACUUUUAAGUUUUUACUUUUUGCUAUCGCCUUUUAAUAUAUACAGGGUUUUCCAUUUUCCAAGUGACUACAUUAGAUAAUUUUGAAAAUUAUUGACUUCAACAAUUUCUUUUUUUUGUUUUGACAAUUUAAGUAUAAAGUUGCUUUAAAAUAUCAUAUUAAUAUUUUUUGUUGUGAAAUGGCUACAUACUUUAGAUUUUUAAAUGGCAACUUUUAUUAAAAAUUCCGCAAAUAGUUGGAUUAUUAAUUUAAAUUGAUUUUGACAUUUUUUUUUUGUUAAUACAUUUGCGAGAUAUUCAACUUUUAAAUUCGGGUAGGGGAAAAUGAAGCAUCAUUAUCAUUUUAAAAUUAAAAGUAGUUAAAUCAUUUCACCUCACAAAAUAAAAGACAUAAACAAUAAUGGCAAUAUAGCAUAUUGGAGCUGUUUGUUUCUUAACUAAUUAAAAAAAAGAUUCGGGACGGGUGCAGCCACUAUUAUAGGUGGAAAGUUGAGAAGGUAGGAUACAUAAAGUUAUUUAAUUUAUAUCUGUACGCAAAGAUAAACCAUUGUUAAUGAAAAAUAAUUCAAAGUGAAGUUCAGUAAGAUAUAUUUUUAAAUGCCGUAAUUAUUAUGAAUUUCAUCACAAUUUGAUAUUUAAAUUCUUAUUAAAAAAAAAUUCUAUAUUACAUUCAAUGUUUUUUCUUUACCACAAAAUACCACAUAAUUAACAAAUUUUUAAACAUUUCUUUUAAAUCAUUAAUUAAAUUAUUUUGUGUGCCAUAAAUAUUUGCCCUUUUACCAAUAAUUUUCCUUUCUAUUUUGAAAAUCCAUUGGAAAAUCAAAAAAUUACCUAUCUAAUGCAGUAAUGCUCUAUCUAGACAAAAUUAUCUUUCAAAAAAGGUUAACACUAUACAUCGAAGAAAAAUUUCUAGUAGAAAAGUUGUUUACAAACAGAAAAAGAAAUUAUACAUCAUAGUAAAACCAAUAGAUUAAUAAAAAAAAAUUUGAAAUAUGUCAAUACUUUUCAAAUAUUAUUUUAUUAUUCACUUAAAUAUACUUGUAUAAUCAAUUUAAAUUGUUUUCAUUUUAGUGAAAACAUUGAAGACAUUGAUGAAGAAAAUAAAAAGUCAUUACCGCCAUAUAUACAAAUGGUCAUCUCCAUAAUGGAACGAGUAUUGCAUUUCUUACCUUCAAAACAUCACUUUCUUCCUUUACAAGUUAGUUAUAACAUACUGUAAAUUAUCAAUCUGUAUGGAUAAGGUUUAUACUAUCUUAUAGAUUCUCAAUGAAGGGUUACAUGUACUGUCAAACUAUGAAAACCAAUUGUUACCAAUUGUACAUAAAAUAUGGUCACCCCUGUGUACUAAAUUUAAUAAUAAUAUUGAAGAUAUAAUAUUCCGUGAAGCAUUUAAUGUAUUGUGCACAAUGGCAUUGACAGCAAAAAAUUUUAUUCGUUCUCGUUCACUAAAGUAGGUAUAUUUAUAAAAAAUAAUGAAUUCAAUAUUAUAUUUGAUUUAUAAAUACAAUACAGGCAAGUUUUACCAACCAUAUUACAACGAUUGACUUCUAGUGCUAGAGAAAGUAGAAAUAUUUUGAAAGGAAGUGUUUAUUUUACAAGUCAUAAAUAUAAAUUGCAAUAUACCAUAUUGAGUGGUUUAGGAGAUUUUGUCAUUAAUGUGACUUUUAUAGAGAAAGAUAUGUUUAAUAUCUUAAAUACAGUAGCAAAUUAUUUAGAUAAAAAUCAGCCAAUUGAGUUACAGGUAUUAUUUGUAUAUUGUUUGUAUAAUAAAUUCAAUUAAUGACAUAAAGUGUUUUUUUUUAUAGGACAAAUGUAAAGAAUUCUAUACAAAAUUGUACAUUCAUCAUUCUGAUUUUAUAUGGAUAUAUUUACAAUCACUAGCCAUUGAUGAAUAUGAGUAUAAAUCAGAAAAUGAACGACUUCCAUCAAUCAAGGUGCAUUUUGUAUUCAUUAUUAGUAUUCACAGUCACACACUAUACAAAUAAAUAUAUAUUGUAUACAUUUAAUUUUCAGGUUUAUGGUUCAUCAACAUUUAAAAGAAAUAAUGUUUUAAAGAAUGUGACUGAGCUAAAUGAAAAAUUCAAACAUAUUUCAUAACUAUUCAUUUCUUUAUUAUGUUGUGGUAAAGUGUUACUAAUCUGUGUUAUUUAUUAUAUUAAAUUAUGUUCCAUUUUUAUACAAUAAAUAUACGUGCAUUGUUUUUACAACAGUCAUUAUAACUGCAGAAGUUUAUUACAAAGAGCAACACAAAUGUACAAUAUUAUAUUAAUUAUAGUCUCAAUAUUAUAUCGUUUUAUUUUCUAAAGAUUUGUGUACCUAUAUGUCAAUAUCAAAAAAAAAAAAAAAAAAAAAAAAAAAUAGAAAUACGAUUGGUCUGUUUGUUGAUUGCUGCACAAAUAAACUAUGCAAAAUGUGAUAAUUAACCAGUACUUUUAAAAUUCAAAUCUUCAAUAAUUUAUCUUUAACCAAAAUAAAAAUCAACUAUGAUUCCAAUUUUGUAGUUAUAUAUACUGACUGUACUGUGCCAUCAAACUAAUACUUAUUUUUCUUCAAAAUCUACUGCUAUUUAAAUGUAUACUAACAAAGAUAUAUAAACAAACUUUUAAAAUUAUUAUUAAAUAUUAAUAUGUGUAAUUUAUUUAAUCAAAUUCAAAAUGAAACUUUAAAAUACUUCAUUUUAAUGAUUUUUUUGUAAAUCAUAAUGGAAAUGAUGAAUUGAACAUUUUUGUUAAUAAAUUUAUAUCAUAAGUGUCUAC